Messenger RNA from Daucus carota subsp. sativus, 2440 nucleotides. Its product is annotated as probable methyltransferase PMT4. Gene Ontology annotation, cellular component: cytoplasm. The transcript has 9 exons. Gene Ontology annotation, molecular function: methyltransferase activity. Lineage: Eukaryota; Viridiplantae; Streptophyta; Magnoliopsida; Apiales; Apiaceae. The coding region runs from base 146 to 1981 and encodes 611 amino acids. The record is from RefSeq and is a predicted model, not a curated record.
GUGCAGUUUUCGAGUUUUGAGGAGAAUUGGUGCUAAUGUGGUGCCUUGUAGGGUGUAGAUUUUGACAAAAGUUGUGAUUUUGAUGAAUAUUGGAGAUUUGAGGUGGAACAUUAGGGUAUAGUGGUAGGGGUUGUUGAAUCUUGAUAUGGGGAGAUCUUGGUUUAGCAAGAUGUCGCUGAUUUUCGGGCCAAGACAGCCACGGAGCUUGUUGCUACUUUGUGCUGUUUGUGUACUUGUGUUGAUUGGAUUGCUGGGACCGUCUUCUUCUAGUGAUUCUGAACCGGGGAUUACUAAUGCUAGAUUAGAUGUUUACUCUAAUUAUAGAAGGUUGAAGGAACAAACAGCUAAUGAUUAUUUGGAAUUGAGGACUUUGUCGUCGGGAGCUAAGCAAUUGAAGGAGUUUAGUCUUUGUGGUAAAGAAAGAGAGGAUUUUGUACCGUGUUAUAAUGUGACGGGAAAUUUGUUACUAGGAUUUAAAGACGGGGAGGAGUUUGAUCGACAUUGUGAAGCAUCUGGAGAAAGGCAACACUGUUUAGUUCGACCUCCUAACAAUUAUAAGACACCCCUGAGCUGGCCAGCUGGUAGAGACAUUAUAUGGAAUGCGAAUGUGAAGAUAACUAAAGAUCAGUUUUUGUCUUCUGGAAGCAUGACGAAAAGGUUAAUGCUAUUAGAGGAAAACCAGAUUGCUUUCCAUUCAGAUGAUGGUUUGAUUGUUGAUGGUGUCAAAGAUUACUCCCACCAAAUUGCAGAGAUGAUAGGAUUGACAAGUGAUUUGGAAUUCCGUCAUGCUGGUGUGCACACAGUUUUAGAUAUUGGCUGUGGGUUUGGAAGCUUUGGCGCCCACUUGCUUUCCUUAAAUGUAAUGGCAGUCUGUAUGGCAGCAUACGAGUUAACUGGUAGCCAAGUCCAGUUAUCCCUUGAAAGAGGUCUUCCUGCAAUUAUUGGCAACUUUAUUUCAAGACAGCUUCCAUUUCCAUCACUGUCAUACGACAUGGUUCACUGCGCUCAAUGUGGUAUAUCUUGGGAUAGCAAAGAUGGCAUGUUUCUUAUCGAAGUGGACCGGCUACUAAAGCCUGGAGGCUACUUUGUUUUAAACUCGCCAGCAGGCAGGGCGAAAACAAGUUCUGUUACGCGAAUCACAUUGUUGACUGAGAAAAUUUGUUGGAGCCUUUUAGCUCAAGAAGAAGAUACUUUUGUCUGGCAAAAAACAGCAGAUUCUCAAUGUUAUACAAGCAAAUUGGAUACUGUACCCCCUUGUCAGGACACACAUGAUGUUCCAUCAUUUUAUCCGCCACUCGCACCUUGUAUAAGUGGUACUGCUAGUAAUCGUUGGAUUCCGAUUCAGAACAGGUCAUCUAGCUACCCAUUAAAGCCUGCCAAGCUAGAAAUUUAUGAAGUUCAUCCUGAAGAAUUUGAUGAAGACUUAGAGUACUGGAGAUCAGCACUGAAAAAUUAUUGGUCAUUGUUAACCCCAUUAAUAUUCUCAGAUCAUCCAAAGAGGCCAGGUGAAGAAGAUCCACUACCUCCGUAUAAUAUGAUUAGGAAUGUACUAGACAUGAAUGCUCAUUAUGGGGGUUUGAAUGCUGCAUUUCUGGAAGCUCGAAUAUCAGUAUGGGUGAUGAAUGUUGUUCCCAUUAGAACGCAAAAUACACUUCCCUUAAUACUCAAUCAAGGUUUUGCUGGUGUUUAUCAUGACUGGUGCCAAUCAUUUCCUACCUAUCCACGGACCUAUGACAUGCUUCACGCGAAUGGACUCCUCUCACACAUUGAUUCAGUAGGAUGCAGUUUAACGGACCUACUUCUAGAAAUGGAUCGAAUUUUGCGCCCUGAAGGCUGGGUAGUUCUUUCAGAUACGUUGGGGCCUAUAGAGAAAGCCCGCAUGCUCGCUACACAAAUUCGGUGGGAAGCAAGGGUGAUUGAUCUCCAGAACGGCAGUGACCAACGUUUACUUGUUUGCCAAAAGCCAUUUUUGAGAAAAUGAUUGGAAGGGCUUGGCUUGGCCCUCCUUGAUUUUCAUUUCAUAAUUAUUCAGCAACAUUUGUGAAUCUGCUGGUACAGUAUCUGGAUUGGUUAUGGAUUUAUGGCUGCUGUAAACUAUGAAAGACUCGAACUUCAUUGAAUAAUAGCAAUUCUGCAAAAUCGAAUCCUCGGUACUGGUUGAAGUGGCUAUAAUGAUGAUACCAUGAUGUAUAGUGUUACAUAAAAGGAUUCAAGUAGGCAUGACAAGUUCCCCGAGUUUUUACUACGCUGCAAUUUAGGGGAAUCAAAGUUUUUAUUUAUAAUGAUUUUGAGAGAGACUGUAUUGGAAGCCAAUUUUGCUUCAGAUGUAGCUGCAGUUCAUUUUAUUUUAAUUUUUCCUGUCACAGUUUGUAGCAGUCAGCUAAUCCAGUUAUUCUGAUUAAUUUUUCAAUUGAUUUUCUAAUGAGAAAUUUGUUCCUGA